AAAUAAAUCCUACUUUAAUUUGUAUUAAGAAAGCACACUAUUCAAGAAAACAUCUGAUCAGUUUGAAAACCUAAAAUAAUGAAUGCAGUGUUAAAAAAAUCAGUUUAGUGAUCUAGCCAAUGACAUUCACAUAUUUAAGUAUUCAAAUACUUCUGAACCACUGCAGACUUCCAGCCUCCAUCAGCGCGCACAAUGGCCGCAUCCCUGUUGCUUUCUAUUUCAGGUGCUGAUGCAGGCGACGCGCUGUUGCCAUAGGAACAGCAUCCCCAGCAUCAUUUAUUGACAAGCUCCCAGCCGCCGCCCCUCAUUGGUCGCUCGGCUGGCGCUGUGACCAUUCGCGUCGCAGUUAAGAGCGGAAGUCCCGCCCACUAUAUUCACCGUUGCCUUUUUAAGACAAGUAGGCGUGGCUUACAGCGCCGCUCCGCGCCCAUUGAUCGCCCAGCGCAUCAGUCCCGCAAUAAAACUCCUAUCCUCGAGCCGAGACGGUGUGGUCUGGCUUCAGAAGGUCUCCACCCGAGAGUAUGGCGGUUGAGGAUGCUGGAAGAUGCAGAAUAGCUAUUCUGGAAUGCAGCAGCGUCCUUAAGGAGCUCCAAAUGACGCUCGGAGGGGACGCGUGAUGGCGUGUGUGCUCGUCUUGACGGGGCGUGAGGCGUUUUUAUAACCUAAAAUGCACGCAGAUACAUCGGGCAGGCUUUUAAAAGAUUAUUUCUUCAAGCAGCUGUUUGGUUCUGGCUAUUCUAAGUGCUUAGAGAUGCCAUGAAGUCCGCGCAUUGGCUCUUUGUGCGCCUGUGCUAUUUGUCUCUAUGGUGAGUGUUGCAAUACAGCCAGCCAUGGCUCCGCGUCUGCUCGACUUCUGCAAUAUUCAAGGCAAGUUUCCCGUCGCAUCUGAUCGCCUCGGACACUGUUAGCUGGUUCCAUUACGCGCGUCACGUCGGUUCGGAUCCGUGCGCAAUGCGCGAGUAUAAGGUGGUGGUGCUCGGCAGCGGUGGGGUCGGGAAAUCCGCUCUCACCGUCCAGUUCGUGACCGGGACCUUCAUCGAGAAGUACGACCCGACCAUCGAAGACUUCUACCGCAAGGAGAUCGAGGUGGAUUCGUCGCCGUCGGUGCUGGAGAUCCUGGACACGGCCGGGACGGAGCAGUUCGCGUCCAUGCGGGAUCUCUACAUCAAGAACGGACAGGGCUUCAUCCUGGUCUACAGCCUGGUCAACCAGCAGAGCUUCCAAGAUAUAAAGCCCAUGAGAGACCAGAUCAUCAGGGUGAAGAGGUACGAGCGCGUGCCCGUGAUACUCGUGGGAAACAAGGUGGACCUGGACAACGAGCGUGAGGUUUCGUCGAGCGAGGGUCAAGCUCUAGCUGAAGAAUGGGGCUGCCCGUUCAUGGAGACGUCGGCCAAGAGCAAAACCAUGGUGGACGAACUGUUCUCGGAGAUAGUCAGGCAGAUGGACUACGCCUCUCAGCCGGAUAAGGAAGACCCGUGCUGCUCCUCCUGCAAUAUACAAUAACCCCGCACAAUCAGGAACCACGUGAGGUUCUCAAAGGGGUUCAACACGGAGAUCAUCGCUAAAGUGGUGUUCGUACACGUCACGCACACGCGAAUGGCAUCUACACACUAGGGAAUGCUGCAAAUCCAUUGGUUUCAAUGGGAAUGAUGCAUCGCAGAGACAGCCAACAGAAAACGUUCUCUCAACGUUAUGAACAAACCUUCUUCCAGUUCAAAGUUCUCUGGUCUUUAAAAUGUUUAUUUCUAAAACCUUUUAGUCGGAUGUUCAUGUAACAUUUUUCAAAUUUGUUUUAGAAUGUUAGAGAACAUUCAAAAGUAGCGCUCCCUUAAUGGUACAAAAUGUUAAUACAAAAUUCCAUACAAUGGAAUCUUCUCAUAACGGUCGCAUAACCAAGAAAGAACAUUUUUACAACAUUAACGUUCAGAGACCAUUCAGAAAUAAUGUUUUCAUAACAAUGGGAACAUUAGCAAAACAUUUUUAGAACAUAUUUUUGCCCAUUUUUCUUGGUUUUGUGAAUGUUAGAGAAAACAUUAAGGGAACGUUUCAUUUGAUCAUUUUGCAAACAUUAUUGACCGUUCAGGUAACAUUCAGAAAUGAUGUUUUCAUAACGUAAUGGGAACAUUCAUAUGCUGCGUGCACACCAAAAGCAAAGUAGAUAUUCGUAUUAUUGCUUUCAUUUCAUUUUCUGAUACAACCGUGUCAGUAAGUUCUUCACUGAUUGGCUUGUGCGUCACUGCGUCAUGCAAAUUUUCAGCUCAAGUUGAAUUUUUCAACUUGCCUGACCUUAAAAUGUAAAAAUAUCUGCACUCGCUCUUACGGGGAAAAAUAAGGUGGAUAUUUCAUUAAUGGAAUGUUUAUUUCUAAAACCUUUUAGUUGCACGUUCAUCAAACAUUUUUUAAAUGUUACUAUUAGUUUUAGAAUGUUAGGGAACAUUCAAAGUAACAUUCCAUUAAUGUUACAAAAUGAUACAGUGGAAUCUUCUUAUAAUGGUCACAUAACCAAGAAAGAUCAUUGGAUGAAGUGUUUGGGUGAAUUUGGUGAAAAAUAUCUAAUUUUUUUUUUUUCAUUUUUUGUGGUCCACUUUAAAGUAUUUAUUUUAUAUUUUAUUUUUGACAAUUUAUAGCAUAGACUAACUAUUAACAAGAUAGAUAAAAGCUCAAUUUCAGCUGUAGUUAUAAUAAAAUAAGUUUUUUGUAGUUUUAUAGAUGAUUAUAAUUAAAAAAAAAAAAAGGUAAAAUAAAGUUAUUUUAGUAGAAAAUUAGUUCAGCUAAUGCAAGUUGAUGCUUUCAGUGUUUGCAAAAUGUUCAUAAAACACUUAUGUUAACUGCCCAAUUUUCUUGGUUAUGUGAAUGUUAGAGAAAAGGGAAUGUUACAUUUUUAUCAUUUUAUAAAUAUUGGGAAUGUUACUUUUGAAUGUUAUGAGCAUUCUAAAAAAGUAACAUUAAAAAAGGUUUUGCGAAUGUUAUUAAAGGCCACACAGCUUUGAAUGAACGUUCUAUAAAUGUUACUUAAAGAACAUUUGUUCAAUUUUGAGAGAACCUUACUGUAGGUUUGCAAAAGUGAUGU
Messenger RNA from Labeo rohita (rohu), 3070 nucleotides. It is a transcript of the gene rap2ab, whose product is annotated as RAP2A, member of RAS oncogene family b. The transcript has 2 exons. The coding region runs from base 952 to 1503 and encodes 183 amino acids. Gene Ontology annotation, cellular component: plasma membrane. The record is from RefSeq and is a predicted model, not a curated record. Gene Ontology annotation, molecular function: GTP binding; GDP binding; GTPase activity. Gene Ontology annotation, biological process: Rap protein signal transduction; negative regulation of cell migration. Lineage: Eukaryota; Metazoa; Chordata; Actinopteri; Cypriniformes; Cyprinidae.